Molecule: messenger RNA, 759 nt
Organism: Emys orbicularis (European pond turtle)
Lineage: Eukaryota; Metazoa; Chordata; Testudines; Emydidae
Gene: CIMAP1B
Product: ciliary microtubule associated protein 1B
Exons: 6
Coding region: 1-759 (252 amino acids)
Cellular component (GO): cytoskeleton
Source: RefSeq, a predicted model, not a curated record
AUGUCUGCUGACGUCUGGGUGGGAACAUGGAGACCCCACCGGCCCAGAGGGCCCAUCGCUGCUCUCUACAGCAGUCCCGGGCCCAAGUACGGGCUCCCCACAAACGUAGGUUACCCCCUUCACGACCCCUCCCGCUACCGAGCCCCUGCGUACAGCUUCGGCAUCCGCCGCCUCCAUCUGCAGGAUGAGUGCUCCCCGGGGCCCAAGUACAUGGUGCCAGCCAAGAUGACCAUGAAGGGCAAAGAUGGUAACCCUGCCUACUCCAUCUAUGGCCGUCCCAGGGAUCUGAUGCCCUUCCUGACCCCCGGGCCAGGUCGAUAUUCUCCAGAGAAGGCAGGGAAAUGGGCCUAUCGCUCCGCGCCCAUCUACUCGCUCGCCUCGCGUACGAAGGAGUUUGCGAAUGACCAGACUCCAGGGCCUGCCGCCUAUGGGCUCCCCCCAAUGAUUGGGCCCAAGGUCGUCAACAAGAGCUCUGCCCCAAACUAUUCCCUCCUGGGGCGCAGCUUGGUCGGCAGUUUCUAUGAGGACCUGAGCAAGACGCCAGGGCCCUGUAACUAUCGUGUGGUGGAACCCAGCGUGUUCAAGACCCGGGCCCCCCAAUACAGCAUGCUUGCCCGCAACAUGCUUCCUGGGGACAACACGCAGAAACCAGGGCCUGGGGCACACAGCCCGGAGAAGUACGUCCAGCAGCGUGGCCAGACCUUUGGAAUCCGCCACUCCGACUACCUGGCACCCCUCAUUGUGGACGUGGUGGAUUAA